Lindgomyces ingoldianus is the source of this 369-nucleotide messenger RNA. RefSeq lists its product as uncharacterized. The record is from RefSeq and is a predicted model, not a curated record. The coding region runs from base 1 to 369 and encodes 122 amino acids. NCBI's taxonomy places the organism in Eukaryota, Fungi, Ascomycota, Dothideomycetes, Pleosporales, Lindgomycetaceae. The transcript has 3 exons.
AUGAGGUUCACUACUGCCUUCGCCAUCGCGGUAGCCGGGCUUGCAGCCGCUGCUCCUGUCAUAGAUUUAGAAAGCCGUGACAAGGUUGCUUACAACCUGUUGGCCGACAACCCAACCCAGGUUGAGUCUCAAGAGGGUGUUGACCUGCUUGCUCCACGUAUUGGGUACAAACGCGACAAGGCAGCCUACAACCUGCUCGCCGACAACCCCACCCAAGUCGAGUCCAAUGAAGGGGUGGAUCUUCUUGCCCCGCGUAUUGGGUACAAGCGCGACAAGGCAGCCUACAACCUGCUCGCCGACAACCCCACCCAAGUUGAAUCGAAUGAGGGCGUGGACCUCCUCGCUCCACGUAUCGGCUACAAGGACUAG